GAGUAAAUCCAAUGUCAGUGAACUUCACAGGAAAGAGGGGAAAAGACAGGACAAAAGAAAAAAUAAGGUGAGAAUGAGUUAGGUGGAGCUUAGGUGGUGAUGUAAUAAGCAUUUUAGUGUUAAUAUUAAACUAAGCUGACUGCUGCAAAAGAACAUCCCCAAGUCAAUCAGGAGAGGCAUUAUUAGCUAUUGUCAUCAGGCCUCCUCAAUCAAUGGCUGCCUCUGAUUCCAGUAGGUCUUCAUAUUCCGUGGAAAGUCAUGGAAUUGGGUCAAUUGAUCCUUGUUGUACGGAGAUCAUCGUGGUUCGUCAUGGCGAAACUGAUUGGAAUGUUAUUGGCAAAAUGCAGGGGCAGUUGGAUGUUGAAUUGAAUGAGAUUGGGAGGCAGCAAGCAGUUGCAGUUGCUGAGAGACUAUCAAAGGAGCCUAAUAUAUCUGCUAUUUAUUCUUCUGAUCUGAAAAGGGCACUUGUGACUGCAGAGGCGAUAGCAUCAAGAUGUGGUGGGCUUGAGGUUAUAAGAAAGAAAGGCCUGAGGGAAAGGCAUGUAGGAGAUCUGCAAGGACAUGUUUAUCAAGACAUAGCGAAGCUUAACCCUAAAGCUUAUGAAGCAUUUAAGUCUCACAGAUCAGAUCAAGAAAUUCCGGGUGGUGGUGAAAGUCGUGAUCAGCUUUAUAAUCGCUGUACGUCUUUGGUGCAGAGAAUUGGUGAAAACCAUAGAGGGCAACGAGUGAUUGUAGUCAGUCAUGGGGGUGCCAUAAGAACACUAUUUAAUCGGGCUGCAGCCAAAGGGAAGCAUCCAGAAAAAAUUUCUAAUACAUCAAUUGGCAUAAUUCAGCUGUCUGACGGAGACAUGUGGUCCAUCAAAUCAUGGAAUGAUGCCAGUCACCUCAAACAAUCUGAAUUUCUCGAAUCAGCUUUUGGUGGGGAUGCUUCUUCUGCCUAGCUAAUUAUCCAAUAUUUGUGCUCUGAGCCUCUGAUUUCGACAUCAUAUAGUGCAAGAAAUGCGUACUAAUUUUCAUCAAGAUAUGAUUUAGUUUUACCUUGGCAAUGUGUGUUACCAGGUAUUCUAAUUAAAAAAUUUCAAUUACGCCUGCUAUUUUGUAUGUGCUCCGAGUUGGUGUACAGUUUCAGUUUGUAACAUUUGAUAAAAAAUACUUUUUUUCAUAUAAUAAAAGUAAAUGUUUUUAUGA
Molecule: messenger RNA, 1188 nt
Organism: Chenopodium quinoa (quinoa)
Lineage: Eukaryota; Viridiplantae; Streptophyta; Magnoliopsida; Caryophyllales; Amaranthaceae
Product: phosphoglycerate mutase-like protein 4
Exons: 7
Coding region: 213-941 (242 amino acids)
Cellular component (GO): cytosol; cytoplasm
Molecular function (GO): phosphatase activity
Source: RefSeq, a predicted model, not a curated record